AAAAUGUGACACCUCCCCGAAACAACAAGAAAUGAGCUUAGACUAUUGAUUUGCCUAAUACUCGCUCGACACAAGUAUAUUGUAUAUUGAAAAGGUGCCACAAAGUUGAUGUACUAAUCACAUGGUGCCCAAAUUUAAACAGCGUUCUUACUUCGAAAUUAAGGCUCAAUUGGAGGCUUAUCGUCUGGCGAAUCCAGUAACCCCGGAAGUAGAACCUACUGUCGUAAACGUGCUUCAAAAACCUGUCGGCAGUCCUGUGGAAGGGAAACCAUCUACAAUAUUAUCUAGAAUCAUUGCUGUUUGGAAUUUAUGGUACAUACAAUUCAUUAUUACUUUGUGCUUAUGGGUAAUAGCCAUAAAAAUUGAAUUUGGCGCUGUGUUUUUUAUUGUUGGGGCACUAUAUUGGAUGUGGGUGUGGGGAACAAUAAGAAAUCCAAAACGUCGCAUUCCUAAUAAUCCUGAUGAACAAAUUAUAUCAGCUAGUUUCUUUUUCGAUAAUUCACCUGUUCCGUCAAAUGUCAUACCUUGACAAUAGUUGUUACACUUAAAAUUAACGAGUCUUUCCAAAUCACUAUAUCAUUUCUUCUUUUGAUCUGUUAAAUAAUUGUACAAUUCCUGUACUCUGAGUUUAUUCAAGGUAUAUUAUAAGCGGUUGGCUGUUAUUAUUUGGCAUGAAGUUUUUCAAUAGACUGAAGUUACUAAUAUUUAUUUUUAAAUUUGUUUACUCCACUUUUAAUGAAAUAAAUGAGGUAUCUAAUAA
Molecule: messenger RNA, 760 nt
Organism: Schistosoma turkestanicum
Lineage: Eukaryota; Metazoa; Platyhelminthes; Trematoda; Strigeidida; Schistosomatidae
Source: the annotation of a GenBank genome assembly